This is a messenger RNA of Neomonachus schauinslandi (Hawaiian monk seal), 1245 nucleotides long. RefSeq names its product zinc finger protein 114 (gene ZNF114). Gene Ontology annotation, biological process: negative regulation of transcription by RNA polymerase II. NCBI's taxonomy places the organism in Eukaryota, Metazoa, Chordata, Mammalia, Carnivora, Phocidae. Gene Ontology annotation, molecular function: DNA-binding transcription repressor activity, RNA polymerase II-specific. The transcript has 3 exons. The record is from RefSeq and is a predicted model, not a curated record. The coding region runs from base 1 to 1245 and encodes 414 amino acids.
AUGGGUGUGUUGUUUCAGGACUCCGUGACCUUCACAGACGUGGCCGUGAAUUUCACCAGGGAGGAGUGGGCCCUGCUGGACUCUGCGCAGAGAAUUCUCUACAGAGACGUGAUGUUGGAAAACUGCAGGAACCUGGCCUCUGUGGAUUUGGUGACUCAACAUAAAAUGAAAAACUCAACCCCUCAGCAGGACAUUCUUGCCAAAAAGACACCUGAUGAAGCAAACAGAGUGUGUGCCGUGAGCCACAGUUCCCAGCCCUCCCCACUGGGGGAAGACUGGAAAAAAUGCCACAAAACAGACCAGCCACCCAAGCAAAGGGAGCAGAAUUUGAAGCGAGUUGCCGCUGUGCGCGAGAAGGACGAGUCUCCGGUUAUGAUCUGUGAGUAUCACGAAAUGAGGGACAACUCUGUACCUAGCUCAUGGAGAGAUUCCACAAGAAACUAUAUCCAAAAAUGUGGCUCAAGUACUGUGAAACAAAAGCCUGUCCUAACCAGUAAUCAAAAGAUCUAUAGAAACAACAAAAAUGAUAGAGUCUUGCAGCAGAGCACCGAGCUGACCCCAUUUGUAGGAAGUCAGGCAGAGCCAGAGUCCAAAAUAUGGACUGACCAUCAGAACAAUGUGCUUCAUACACAUAAUAAUAUCUGCAUGGGGGUGGACGUUCACGAAUGGGAUCCAGUUGGAAAAGCCUUUGGUGAAGACAUUUCCCUUAGGGUAUACAAGCCUCCCAUUAAAGGGAAGACUUACGAGUCUAAUCCGUGUGACAUCACCUUCCGAAAUAGCUCGACCCAUGAUGUGCACAGGCAAUCCUAUACGGCAGAGGCAAAUCAUGAGAAGAAUCAAGGUGAGAAAACCUUAGCCCACAUGGCAAAUUCUGACUCACACAGGAAGACGAAGACUAGAGGGGGAAAAUAUAAAUGUCAAGACUGUAGGAAAAGUUACGUGUAUCUGUCAUUCCUUAUGAGACAUAUGGAAAUUCACACCGGAGAGAAACCCUAUGAAUGCAAGACCUGUGGGAAAGCCUUUAGAUAUUCCUUACACCUUAAUAAACAUUUAAAAAAGCACAUUAUGAAGAAGCCCUAUAAAUGUGAGGAAUGUGGGAAAGACUUCACCAAGUCUUCCAGAUUUAAAAAUGUCAGAACUCACACUGCGGAGACUCCUCAUGGGAGUAAGGAAUGUGGGAAAGACCUCUUUAAACACUCACCCCUUACGUUACACGAGAGACCAUGUGCUGGAGAGAUACUGUGA